GGAGUACAUGUAUAUGAAGAUAGUCAGUGACAGGCUGCAUUGUUAACUUUUGCAUCCUAAAUGGAAUGACCCAGAUGACGGGGCCAGAUAUGGAAUCAGUAGAUGGGAGACGUGAUGCUAUCAAUACAAGAUACGAAGAAUACAUUUCGUCCUAUAGUCACCACUUACCGAUGAAUUUACAGGCUCAAGACGUAUCCUAUAUUGUAGCCGAGGGAAUGGCUAACAUGUGGUGGGCGCGACUCACGUCCCUUCAGAUGCCCUGGGAAUGGACUCGGGGCCCGAAAAGGAAGAAGCGCGUCCUGAAUGGGGUGUCCUUUCAAGUGAACUGCGGGCAAAUGUUGGCUAUACUGGGGACUUCGGGUAGUGGCAAGACGUCUUUGUUGGAUGUUUUGGCUUGUAGACAGACUUCAGGGGAACUUACAGGCCGAAUUACUGUGAACGGCGUCGAAAGAACAGAAACGAUGAUUAAGCGACACGCGGGCUAUGUCAGGCAAGACGAUCGAUUGUUACCAAAUCUGACCGUGAGAGAAUCAUUAAUGUUUGUAGCCCACCUCAAGCUACCCACGUCUUUCAACAAAGAACAAAUAGAGACUAGAGUGGACAGUGUGGUGGCUGAACUGGGGCUCAGACCAGUGUAUGACAGUAAAGUUGGGGGCGCAGAAAUACGCGGCAUAUCUGGGGGAGAAAGGAAAAGAGUCAGCAUAGCAACUCAACUACUUGUGGAUCCAAGUAUUCUGUUACUAGAUGAGCCAACGUCGGGUCUCGACUCAUUCACGGCGCAUCAUUUGGUGGAAACUCUCUCCACGCUGGCGAAGAAUAACCGCACAAUACUCUUAACGAUACAUCAACCAAGGUCGGACAUCUUUAAACUGUUUGAUCUGGUGAUGAUCUUAACUGAGGGCAAUGUUGCAUAUUAUGGAGAAGCUGCCAAAAUGAUCCCAUAUUUCACCAAGCUACAAUACCCGUGUCCAGAAUUCACAAACCCGUGUGAUUUUUAUGUUGAUCUCUGUACAGUUGAUACAAAAACUGAAGUCACAGAAAUAGAAUCUUCCCGUCGGGUGGAUUCCUUGGUGAAACAAUACUCCCAGGAAAUGUUACAAAAUGAUAGCGGAGCCUUUGUUAACGGCGCAGAGGACGAACCUACAAGACUUCGAAGGGACUUGGAGGCAACACGACUGUAUCUGCCUGGGUGGUUUACGCAGUGGGCAGUUCUGACAAGGCGUGCUCUGAUCAACAAUUUCGCCGACUAUGGUUUCCUCCUCGUCCAAAUUGCGGAAAGUGUAUUUAUGUCUCUCGUUAUCGGCGUGGUCUACCUGAACCUUCAGUUUGAUCAGUAUGCCAUGAGGGACAGGUUCGCCUUGAUGUUUAUUUUGGGUGCACUCUACCCGUACAUGAUGGUCGUGGAUGUUGUUGGCAAAUAUCAUAAAGAAAGAUGGCCACUUUAUCAUGAUCUUCAAGAUGGACUGUACACCCCUGGACCAUUUUUCUGGGCAAAGCUCGUCAGUGAGAUUCCAGAACACACACUAUUUCUGAUCCUGUAUUCAGUUCCUUAUUACUGGUUGUCCAACAUGCAGAAUGAUGCCUUACUAUUCUUCCAAACGUUUGUGAUUCUGUUUCUCACUGCGUACUGUUGCCGCUGCGUCGGCAUGGCGUUUGCUGCCGUCUUUCCCACAUGCCAAUCUGCCACCACUUCUGCACAAGGAUUUUUUGCAACUAUGCUACUCUCUGGUGGCUUCAUUAUUAACAUGGAUAAUUUAUUUGAAGGUAUGAAAUGGUUAUCCAAUGUGUCCUUUCUGAAGUGGAGUUACCAAUCCUUAUGUUUGGUUGAGCUACCAGGGUUGAACUUUACCUGUCCCUUGCCAAUAGGCACGUGUAUUCAUAAUGGGUCGGAGGCCCUGAAGUACUACUCAAUGGAAAAUAUAGAGAUGUGGAAAAGCUGCACUAUCCUUGGAGCAGAGUCCAUAUUUUUCCUUAUUGUAUUUUACAUUGCCUUAACAUUCAUUAGUCAGAAACCACAAGAGUCAUAAUUGUCAUUUUUAAACAUGAAUGACUUUUGCCAAGACAUUAUGUUCAAUGAACUUUAACAAAAA
Messenger RNA from Lingula anatina, 2090 nucleotides. Its product is annotated as ATP-binding cassette sub-family G member 8. The record is from RefSeq and is a predicted model, not a curated record. Gene Ontology annotation, cellular component: signaling receptor complex; plasma membrane. Lineage: Eukaryota; Metazoa; Brachiopoda; Lingulata; Lingulida; Lingulidae. Gene Ontology annotation, molecular function: ABC-type transporter activity; ATP binding; cholesterol transfer activity. Gene Ontology annotation, biological process: cholesterol efflux; transmembrane transport; cholesterol homeostasis.